Molecule: messenger RNA, 2628 nt
Organism: Ectocarpus sp. CCAP 1310/34
Lineage: Eukaryota; Phaeophyceae; Ectocarpales; Ectocarpaceae
Source: the annotation of a GenBank genome assembly
AUGUCGUCCAACCAGCUAAACACGCCAUCUUUUCCUGACGAUUUCGCGUCCCCGGAUUCCGCUACUUUUGUUGGCCCGCAAGGCCCUGUGCCUGAUGGUGUGCGUCUCGCGGACGUCACGACCGAGGACGAAUCCGAACCCGUAGAUGCCGAUAGUGAGAUUGAUCCCGCGGUCAUAGCACCGCUAUUGGCUGACUUCCCGUUCGCUGCCUGUGCCUCGCUCGAUGAACUUACGCCACCACGUCGCUCAGGCAGACGACGUACGCCCUCAGUACGCCAACAACCCCUCAACGACCCUCAGCUGCCUACCGUGGCACAGGUGUUAUCAACUAGGCUACAACGCGCGUUCGCACCUGAGCCCAUCGAGCUACCCCCGGCUCAUCCACCGGAGCCGGUGCAGCCCGAGUGCACAAGGUCCGCCGACGUGGAGGAGGUGCUUUCAGCAGGGGGGGAGUUGCCCUUUCGGUCAGCGGUAGACACAGGGUCGACGGCAAUUCACAGGACGCUACGAGUGCUGAAGAACCCGGACACGCUUAUUCGGCGCCAGCAAGACGAUGCCCUUGUGGGCCAGGUUCGGCAGGAUCCAUGAGGGAGUGGUAAAGCAGGAUACAGUUUGGAUGAUAAGUGAGUGGUACGGUUCGACGUUGGUCCACACAUUACAUGGACACGCAGGAGUUGGAGAGACCUUAGCACUAAUUCGGCAUCACUUUCACUGGCCUAAACGCGCACGAGAUGUCUGUCAGUACGUUUUGUCGUGUAGCAGCAGACGUCGCAAAUUGCCCACUAGUAGGCGCUUACCGAUGCUGCCAGGGAGACCAUUGGAACCUUCGGAUGAACUUGAGAUUGACCUACUCAAAAUCGGCACAUUGUCUGGUAACAAGUACAUCCUGCUUGUGGUAGACCGUGCAUCCAAAUUGCCUUUCGGUUUCCCUCUUGCGACCAAGGAAGCAAUGGGAGUAGCUAGAGCGUUGUUGGAACUGUGUUUAACUUUCGGCGUCCCCAAAACCAUUCGUUGCGAUGGCGGUAAAGAGUUCGGCGGGGAACUAGUGACUCACCUGUGCCGGUGGUUACAGGCGAAUAUCGCUUUUGGAGUAGCAGAUCAUGCCCAAGGGCAAGGCUCAGUUGAGAGGCUAGGAGGUUGGAUGCAAGAGCUGUUGGCAGAGCUGUGCAAAUGCUGGAACGACCGUUAGGAUGAGUAUGUAUCACCUGCCAUUGGGAUUAAGCGCACGCUGCCAGACAUCUCCGUUCACCCGCACAUGACCCCGUUUGAACUGUUGUUCGGCCGUAAACCCCGCACCUCGUUGGACUCGCCGGUGCCGCUUUCAGACGAGGGAAACCAAGAUCCUUCGGGAGGUUUGGACAACUUCGUUGAACGGCGCAAGCAGAACCUUCGGGAAGUUCGGAUGGUGCUCGAGAAGCGCCACGACCUGCGGGUAGCUCAGCAAGGGCCAAGUCGAACGCCAAUAUUUCGAGGAGUACGGCGUCGGUAACGGUAGAGAAAGGCAACUUGGUUAUGGUGCGCGAAGCCGACAGCAGUCGUCACCGAGACAAGCGGGGCCGGAAGCUGCAGCACGACCUCUACACCGGCCCUUGGACAGUAGAAGAAGUUUGCAGAGGCGCCUGAGUGUGCAAGUGAAGAUGCAGGGUAGAAAGCUGCGUUCGCGGAGAGUUUGCACGGCCGAGUUGAAACUCUUUCAUCUUCGCCCACCCCAUUUGAGACAUUCCUUUGCCGAGGGAUUCAUGCAGUUCGCGUAGGGCCCUGAUUUUGCAGCACCAGUCGAGCAUCCUGAACUAGGGAAGUUCGUCUCCCUCUCUGACUGCCGUCGUGUGCAUUCACCUACCGUUGCCUUGGUGUGGGAGUACAAAGCCAUGUCACAGACUGGUGUAGAGUCCGUGUGGCUUUCAGAACCUGAGCUUCUCCGUACGUUCACACGCUUGCAGUUGGACGGCUUCAUUGCACUAUGGCAUCUGUACUAUCCUGAAUUGGCGUCUCAACUUACCCCACGCUCCCUACCGCGUGCACCGUUGUCCGCCCGUGAAGCCCUGAGAAUCUACCCAAUAGGUUUCGCUUUCCAGAAAGACUUUGGCGGAGGGCAAAAGGUCCAAGGACAAGUGUUUGGUUACCCAAACCGCUACUGGCGUGUGCGUUACAGUAACAAACUGGGAGGAGUUGACGCGUCAGGAGCUGGAACGCUUUCUUCACGGAAGAUCGUCGUCACCGCACCAGUGGCUGCUGAUUCGUGCAUGUUGGGGUGGGGGAACAUUUACCCGUGAAUGGUGUGGUUUAUUACUUGUCGCCAUGUCAAGUUGGGGGGAAGCAAUUGCCUUGUGGGUUUAUUGGGAUCGUGGAAACUGUGGGGCCUUGGAAAAUGCGGCGCUGUCGGAGGAGGAGGUUUCUUGAGGCUCAGUCGUGGUGAAUGGGGGUACUUGCGGAGUGUAUGUAUUUGUUCCUACUCGGUAGGCGGUACCGAGUCGAUGGUUGAUUGAUGUGUUCAUUGUAUGCAAGCGGGCAUGCGUGGACUGGUAGGUCCUGGAGGACUGGGUCGCAAUCGCUGUUAUGAUUGUGAUAACGCUUGUAGCCAGUGGCGGUAUGUCGGUCUAUUCCACUGGCAUGGAGAUCGCUCUCCAU